AUGGAGCCCAUCAUCAUAGACUCCAGCGACGAGGAGAACAUGGCUCCAAACGGGCACGACGACAGGCCAGCGACCACCCGCGACCCCCGGCUACGCCCUGGCACGCUGUACGCCGGGAGGCUCACAAGGUCAUGCCCGACGGGAAUACGCCAGACCCCGGGCCCGGUACGAGUGACAACAUCCUCGGAUCGGCCCACCGCGUCUAGGACAUCAUCCCGCCGGGCAGCGCCGCGCCCUGUACCCGAGUCCUCGGAUGAGUCACCACCAGCAUCGCCACCGCAGCGCGUCGCGCCACCAACGCCCCCACGCCCCUUGGGCCGCUCCAUCUCCCCGUUUUAUGUAGACAACACUGGGCGCCGGAUUCCGUGUUCCGAAGCUCCGCCGGCCCGACUGGACUUCUUGAACCCGGAAUACACGGGACCCUAUCGAGGAUACCAGAACCCGGGUGCGCCGGAUCACUCUCAAUGCCGGUGUAGCCCUCGUCCACAGGACCCCGAGACGGACACGGAGGGUGAAGAAGAGGAGCCACGAACCCCCAGUCUGGCUGCCUCUACGCGCGACGAGGAUUUCCUAUUAGAGGACAUCACCGACAGUGACGCCACGCCCCCAUAUCCCGGGUACCACGGAGAGGGAGCCAGCGAGCAGGACGACGACGCCCAAACCAUAAGCAGCGAGCUCGACGAUGACGCCUCCUCGGCGGCGCACUACCGAUGGGAGGGAGAGGACCGAUGCGGCUACUGGCGGGGAUCGUGGAUCCAGUUGAUCCACACCCGCUAUACCUCGACUUUCAUCGAGGCCCCUUUCCGGCCGACUCCUGACCCCAUCAUCACCUUUCCGCCGUCACCCGAGAGGCUAUGUAUGCUGGCCCCAGACGAAGACUGGGAAAUGGACGCCGGAAAUGCUCCCGAGGUCCACCCGCCGUCGCCAGCACUGGGGGACGAUGCGGUCCUACCCAUUUUCCACGGCGACCAGGCAGACGACCACGCCCCACUGGCGUCCACGAGCCAAUGCUCGCCCCACAUCGGCGACCGGGCAGACGAUAACGCCCCACUGGCGUCCACGAGCCAAUGCGCGCUCCUCAUCACCGACGAGGCAUACGACCACGCCCCACUGGCGUCCACGAGCCAAUGCGCGCUCCUCAUCACCGACGAGGCAUACGACAACGCUCCACUGGCGUCCACGAGCCAAGGCACGAUUCACACCGCCGACGAGACAGACGAGCAUGGCUACCAGCCCACCGGAAAGGCUAUGCAGUGGGAGUCCGAGUCUAGCGACAGCGAGACGGAGACUGGACAGAGGUUCCGACGCAAAGAGGUGCAACCCCUGCCGCCGCCAGACGUUUCCGCACCAAGCCGCCAACCCUCGGCUUACCGCCGUGUGAUAUCUACCAAGAGGAACACGCCGCCCAAUGCUGCCGAGACCAACCGCCGAGCAUCGACCCACAGCCGCGCCACGAUCGACGAGGAGGUCACUCCACCGGCCACCCCACGUGCCGGCCCCGGAGAUCGCGGAAUCGACCUCUCUCCAGGCACGCUGGACGUGUUGAUGGAAGACCUCGAGCCUGCAGUGGAGGGAUUAGUUCAGGAGCUAAUCCCAGACUGGGACCUGAUCACACCCCCGACAGCGCCAGCCCCGGCCACCGCCGCGGACGAGGCCCCUCCUCCAGCACCACGCUUUCCUCGCCAAGUCCCUGUGGACGCUUACUACACCACCGAUGACCCAAUGCCCGAACGAGUCGCCAUCCCAGCCGCUUGGUGGACCAACACCCCCGACCAGCGGGUCCCACUGCCGGUCUGGCAAGAGAUCGAGCGCCGAUGCUACGCCGCUCGCUACAGCCGCCAACGCUUCCGCGUCCGCACCCAGGAGGGCCCCUACCAGGUCACAAUGAAGACAUCAGGAGAGGUCCAAAUUCGUUCGGUUCGGCGGAGUAGGGAGGGAGUGUGA
This is a messenger RNA of Drosophila kikkawai, 1944 nucleotides long. Lineage: Eukaryota; Metazoa; Arthropoda; Insecta; Diptera; Drosophilidae. The record is from RefSeq and is a predicted model, not a curated record.